AUGGCCUUUGGCUGGCUAGUCAUCGCACUUGCCCAGGGUGCAUGGGCUAGUUCCACAGGAAACGAGCGUUGCGUGACUGCCGUCUCCUCGGCGUACAAUUACAUAUCAUUUACUGGCUCUGCCGCAGAAGGCAUAUGGUCUGGAUGUCGAAAUAGACUGAAGGUUGCAUCUAUUUACGCCGCAUCAGAUAUCUAUUGCAACGAGCAGGAGCGGUUGAUAGGAUUCAGUCAACUGGCCAAUCAGUGCGAAGGAGCUGACAACCCCCAGGGGCUUUUGUCGAGAGAAGAUGUCGCUGAAUAUCUCACCGAGGAUGCAAUACGCAAGAUGAGGACGGUGGACUAUCAGGAGCUGUCUCCCCGAGAACCAUCGGAUGCCCCUGUCAUGCUUUCUGCAUCUUACUUCGAAAACAUGUUUAGCACAAUCGAAUACUGGGAAUUCGAGAUUUGGUCACAUCAUGCAUUUGGUUAUUUUGGUUACGCCUAUUGGGGUGGUUUAUUGUUACUGGGGAUGAUGUAUCGUCUGAGUGAUUGGGUUCUCCACAGCCGACAACGCUCAACAGAGCGCGCGAUAGAGUCCAAUAUGUAUCCUCUGAUGAGGGUCUUGGAGCGCACCCCAUUGGUCGGGACAGGUCUUCACUGGAUUCAGACUCACCUGAUUGUCCCAUCGCCCUUGGCAACAACGCAUGGUCGAUAUAUGCUAGGUUGCACUUUCUCAACCAGAGCCGAAGCGCUCGUCAUCACGGGGUUUUGGUUGAUUAGCAUCAUCCUAAGUGUUGUGGGUUACCGAACUUUCACUGGGAAUAUCUACUGGCCGGAUAUCCCGAGCCAGAUUCUUCGGUACUCUGCAGACCGCACCGGAAUCAUGUCCUUUGCAAAUUUGCCCCUUGUGUGGCUCUUUGGUGGACGAAAUAACAUUUUCUUGUGGGCCACCGGGUGGAGUUUCGCAUCAUUCAAUAUAUUUCAUCGCCAUGUGGCCCGGAUUGCUACUGUACAAGCAGUAGUCCACUCUAUCCUCUACCUCGUUAUGUUUCUACAAACGGGGAAGGCCUGGAGGGGAAUGUCCAAGACCUAUGUACUAUGGGGCAUCUUGGCCACGUUCGUCAUGAUUUUGUUGCUGAUAACCUCAUUGGACCGGAUCCGCAUUGCGACAUAUGAGCUGUUCCUGCUCUCCCAUGUUGUUCUUUCUAUCAUUGCCCUCGUUGGAUGCUUCUACCAUACAGUUAUAUUCGAGGGGAAUGAGUAUUGGAAGUAUCUAUGGCCUUCGGCUACUAUAUGGGCCAUUGAUCGACUCCUUCGGGUUAUUCGGUUGUGCUACUGCAACCUUUACGUCAGUAUCUCCAAUAAGGGACCUCUGAGUAUUUCUACAAGUCGCAUGACUUAUGACGAAGCAACCGACGUGGUGCGAUUAGAGGUCAUCCCAGGACUUCCUUCUUUACAACCUUCACCAGGACAAUACUACUUUUUAUACCAGCCCUUUCGACUUACUGGUUGGGAGAGUCAUCCUUUCACCAUUGCAGCUUGGUCGUACGAAGCAGGAGACCGGACACUUUCUACAUCAACAUCUAGGAGGAAGCCGCUCCAGGCACUUGAUGUUUCACACAUACCGCUUCUUUCAGGUCGUGCUGCUGGCCAACAUUACCGACGACACUGCGAACGUGACUGUUCAGAUUCAAAUGGAGCACCGAAGCUGAAAUUGGUCUUCUGGCUCCGUCCGUAUGAUGGGUGGACCCGACAGUUACGUGAACAAUGUCUGAGAUCGUCAGCCAACACAGCCGAACCAAUCAUCCUUCUUGAAGGCCCUUACGGAGACACGUUUCCUUUGUGGCGGUAUGACUCGGUGUUGAUCAUCGUCGGAGGAACGGGAAUUGCAUCGGCGGUGCCUUAUAUUCAAGAUCAUCUCCGUCGGUCUGCCGAGGGCGGUAGUCUCGCAAACGAGAAGACGCGAGUGCGAGACAUGGAGCUAAUUUGGACCACGAAACAGCGUGAGUUUAUUCGAGACGUUUGUCUUCGGGAACUGAAACCUGCUCUUGACCGAGAGGACUUCCGUGCUUCCUUUUACGCCACGCAUGAUCCCACCAGAUGUUUCGAAGAUCUUAACAGUAUUGGACUCAAUAUCCAGCCAGGGAGACCCAAUCUUCAAUCUUUGAUAAUAAACCGGGCCUGUGAUGAGUGUUCAGCUGGUUCUAGUCUUGCCAUCCUUGUAUGUGGCCCGCCUGGAAUGGCCGACGAAGCACGCGCUGCAACGCAUCUUGCCAUGCGGCAAGGUUAUCGCUCAGUCAAAUUUGUGGAAGAGUCUUUUACGUGGUAG
Molecule: messenger RNA, 2307 nt
Organism: Penicillium bovifimosum
Lineage: Eukaryota; Fungi; Ascomycota; Eurotiomycetes; Eurotiales; Aspergillaceae
Product: ferric reductase family protein
Exons: 7
Coding region: 1-2307 (768 amino acids)
Biological process (GO): copper ion import; iron ion transport; intracellular iron ion homeostasis
Cellular component (GO): plasma membrane
Molecular function (GO): ferric-chelate reductase activity
Source: RefSeq, a predicted model, not a curated record